AUGAAACCCACUUCACACGAUGGUCGAGGUGAAUCUGAGGACGAUCGUUCGGGGAGCGAAAAAAGGAGGAUUAGAUUUGAUAACAACACUGAAGGGUAUUACAAAGGGCCUGAACUGUUGGUAGACCUACAGAAUUAUGAUUACUCUCUUGAUAUGUGGAGUCUUGGAUGUAUGCUUGCUGGGAUGACGUUUAGGAGGGAACCGUUCUUUCAUGGUCAUGACAACUACGAUCAGUUGGUGAAGAUCGCCCGUGUAUUGGGGACAGACGAGCUGUUUGAGUAUCUGGACAAGUAUGACCUAGAUUUGGAUCCCAACUUUGACGAUAUACUCGGGAGGCACCCUCGAAAGCCCUGGCAGAAGUUCAUCACAGCGGAGAAUCAACAUUUGGUAUCCAAUGAAUCGAUCGAUUUGUUGGAUAAAAUGUUACGGUACGACCACGCUUCGCGUAUUCUGCCGAAGGAAGCAAUGUUGCAUCCGUACUUCAAGCCACUUGAGAACUAUCACAUCAUGAGAAUCACGAAUAAUGAGAAAUCAACGAUAUUGAUAAUUAUCAUUGUCCUCGCAUGCUGCGAUGAGAAUAAUGGUCGCUUCAAAAAUCAUCGUGGCGUACGCGAGCUGAAAACUCGGGAGUGA
Messenger RNA from Perkinsus marinus ATCC 50983, 633 nucleotides. RefSeq names its product protein kinase domain, putative. Gene Ontology annotation, biological process: protein phosphorylation. The transcript has 6 exons. Gene Ontology annotation, molecular function: ATP binding; protein serine/threonine kinase activity. Gene Ontology annotation, cellular component: cytosol; protein kinase CK2 complex; nucleus. Bases 1 to 633 code for a protein of 210 amino acids. The record is from RefSeq and is a predicted model, not a curated record. NCBI's taxonomy places the organism in Eukaryota, Perkinsozoa, Perkinsida, Perkinsidae.